This is a messenger RNA of Bubalus bubalis (water buffalo), 4972 nucleotides long. RefSeq names its product apolipoprotein L3-like. Gene Ontology annotation, molecular function: lipid binding. The coding region runs from base 1687 to 2727 and encodes 346 amino acids. NCBI's taxonomy places the organism in Eukaryota, Metazoa, Chordata, Mammalia, Artiodactyla, Bovidae. The transcript is spliced from 7 exons. Gene Ontology annotation, biological process: lipoprotein metabolic process; lipid transport. The record is from RefSeq and is a predicted model, not a curated record. Gene Ontology annotation, cellular component: extracellular region; membrane.
ACAUCCAUACAUGACUACUGGAAAAACCAUAGCCUUAACUAGAUGGAUCUUUGUUGGCAAAGUAAUAUCUCCGCUUUUGAAUAUGAUAUCUAGGUUGGUGAAUCUUUAGGAUCUCCAAAUGGGGUGGUCUCAGCUCACGUCCCUGGAUUUAAGUCUUGCUGAAUCCUCACCUUGAUUUGAGUCUGCAGUUCCCAUGGUGGCUUUCUCAUGAGCUUGUGUUUAUUGAGUCCAUGAUGGUCUGGCGUCAAUUAGGUAUUCUCAGCAGAGGACCUUCAUGAGAACUGGACACAGUUCCUCUGGAUUAGCUGAGUUCUGUAUCUCACCGUGGUUUUGCUUUAUGUCCAGAUAAACUCAUGAUAGUGGAAAAGAGAAGAAUCAGGAGGAGGUAGUUUACUGGGGAAAAAAUGAUUUAAAGAAAAAAAAAAAAAGGAACUUUAAACAAGGAGUAGCGUUUACAAUAGGCAGUGACAACCUUGGUUUGAAUCUUGGCUCCUCCCCUGAGUUGCUGGAAGAAAGCCCCCUCCUCGCCCCUGCCGUCAGCUACCUUACUGCAAAAAUCAGGUCAGAUUCCUGGUCUGCCUUCCAGGGUAAUUGUCAGACCAAACUGUAGAGUGUGGUCCUCAUGGAGUAACACCCAUCACUCCUCUGUCCCUCCCUCUAAGAAGGGGAAGGUGACCAUGAUGACUGGGGCCAUUUUCUGGGAUGAAGCACCCCUGAUGGAAGGGCAGGUGGGCCUCCAUGGGGGGAUCCAGCCCCACUGCUGCCCCUUGUGGUGGGAGAAAAAAGAAAAGUCCACCAGGACUCUCAGGCUGUAGGACCUUUUCUUCUGUUUCUUCAUCUGAAAAAUGGAGCCGACACUUCCUAGAGCUGAUGUGAGAGAAAAACAGGAAAGGUAUGGACAGAGCCUGCACAGAGGGUGGCUAAUGCUCAGCCCUCCAUACACUGUGGCUCUUUGCUCAGGAACCAAACAGAAAAGAAGACUGGUUUUCUGUUGUUGAUUUUUGAGUCACCAGAUCACCAGCCUUCCUGUAAAGGUCCUCCAUUGUGACAAAAGAAACUGUGCAACUAGAAAUAAUCCAGGGUAGAAAAUAGCAGCAUGCUCUCAGCCCUUCCCACAGACUUGGCCUCCAUCCAAAUGACCUUGACCACCAAGGCUGGGCCUCCUCAGGGUGAGUAUGAUUUCUCCGGGUUCAAUGCAGCAGGUGUCCCUGGCAGAAGGACCUGCAUGAACAAACCCUAGAAGCCCCGUGGAUGUGACCCUAGGCAGCAGCAAUAUGACCAGUGUGUGGUGGGGAGUUGGUGUGUUCUAGAACAUGCCACGUGCUGGUGGCAUAAGGUGAAUAAAGCAGGCAGGCUGGUGUGGAAGGUUUAUUGCAGAGACACACAAAAGGCGGCUGCAUCUGCAGAGCUGAGAACAUCUGGAUCUUGUUCACACUCAGUCAGAGGCAGACUCCUGGACCCAGGGAGCAGUUUGGGAGCAGAGAGCAAGAGGCUGCGGGAAGCUGGGCCCCACACCCAGACCAGACCUGAACUGGACAUCCUGUGGGAGGGGAGGUGUAGGAAUGUCCUGCUCAAGUCUUCAGGUCUCAGGACAGUAUAUCAGAUUUUAGGAGAGGUCACACCUCCUUCCAGCCUGACAGGAACAAGGAGCUGAAGGGAGAUCUCUGAGACCCCGCUGCUGCCACCAUGAGCUCAGAAAACCUGGGAGACCGCUCAGAUAUUGAGAUCUUUUUUGAGGAUGUUGCUGAGUGUCUCUGGGACAUACUGAGCAGAGAGGAACUGCUUCUCCUGCUGACUGAAUUCCUGAAGAAAAUUGAGGCUAAUGCUGGUUUGUCCAGGGAAGACAUGAAUGCACUAUAUGAAUAUCUGAAUGAACUGAAAAGAGACUUGGCUGGGAAGGAGCAAGAAACGCUUCCAAAAGAGCAGCUGGAUAGGAAGAGGUUUCUGAAGAAGUUUCCUCGGGUGACACAGCAGCUGGUGGAGCUCAAAAGCAAGCUCCAGGAGCUUGCAGACAAUGUCGAAAAAGUCCACAGGGACUGUACCAUCUCCAAUGUGGUGACCCACAGCACUGGCACUUUAUCUGGCGCCCUGACCAUCCUUGGCCUGGUUCUGGCACCCGUGACAGCGGGGGCCAGUGUGGCACUCUCAGCCACUGGGAUAGGGCUGGGAGCAGCGGCUGCUGUGACCGCUGUGUCCACCAGCAUCGUGGAACAUGUAAGUAGGUCAUCAGCAGAAAACAAAGCCAGUCAAUUGAUGUCAAUUGGCAUCAAGAAAUGGAAGGUGCUCCUAGAGGUACUCAAGAGUAACCCCCAAAUUGUUGACACAACAGAGAAAUUGGCAAAAGCCAAGAAACACCUUGAAAUAAAUAUACAUGCCAUGGAGACAGGUGAAGCCAACCCUGACUCUGCAGUCAAUUCAAACAUCUACCUGAGCCCUGGGAGAAUAGCAGCCCCAGCCAUCCAGCAGGUAGAGGCAGGUUUCAAAGGCACAGCUGUGGCAGUUACCAAAGGAGCCCGAAUCGCGGGGGCGGCCACUGCAGGGCUCUUCCUCCUGAUGGAUGUGGGCUUCCUGGUGAAGGAGUCAAUGCACCUGCACGAUGGUGCAAAGGCAGCAUCAGCUGAAAACCUGCGGCAGCGGGCCAGGGAGCUGGAGAAGAAGCUGGAGGAGCUCACCCGGAUCUAUGAGAGUCUGCAGGGGGACCCAACUCCACCACCCCCAGAGCAGUGAGGGUCCAGGGACACAUACAGGGUCAAGGUGCAAAGGCCCAUUGUGAGGGAAAAAAGGAGACUGAGACAAAAUUCUUGGAGCUGAGGGUUAGGAAACUGGUGUUUCUGCAGCUGAGCACAGGAGGGGAGGGGUGAAUGCAGGUGAUAGAUGGGGGAGAGAGGAGGAGCCUGGAUUAAGGGAGGAAGGGGGACUAGAGAAUGGGUGGGGGCCGAGGGAGAAACCUCGUAUUUUUUUCACCCUAUGAACUUUCUAUUUGUAUUGAGGAAUAGUCGAUUAACAGUGCUGUGAUAGUUUCAGGUGAACAGUGAAGGGACUCAGCCAUACACAUACAUGUAUCCAUUCUCCCCCUAACUCCCUUCCCAUCAGAAACCACUUACUUUGAACUAAAGACGACACUGGGUGCAGAAUACAGGGAGAGGCAGGGAAACUAGCAACGAGACACAGAAAGACAAAAGGGCUGAAAAUGGGGGAUAGUCAGAGAGGCAGGAUCACUGGGAUCCAGGGGAAGUAGCAGGGGCUGCUCUAUCGCCCUUCCCGGGGUCUGUUGCCCCAGCAAGAAGAGUCUCCCCCUGGUGGUGGCCUCUAGCCCGACUUCUCCAACAACUCAUCUUUGAUCCCAGCAUUUUAUCUUAAUUAGGCUGUGACUUCUUUUGUCUGCUUGUUUCUUUAAUUGAAGUAUAGUUGAUUCACAAUAUUCUGUUAGUUCAGGUGAACAUCGAAGUGAUUCAAUUAUACAUAAUCUAUGUAUAUAUCUGUAUUCUUUUAAAUUUUUUUCAUUACAGAUUAUGAUAAGAUACUGACUAUUAUUCCCUGUGUUAUACAUAAAGUCCUUGUUUUUUAAAUCUAUUUUAUGUAUGGUAGUGUGCAUCUGUUAAUCCCACACUCCUAGUUUACCCCUGUCUCUCUUUAGUAACAACAAGUUAUGUUUUCUAUGACUAUGAGUCUGUUUUGGUUUGUUCAUAAGUUCAUUUGGACUCUUUUCUUUUGGCCAUGCCAAGCAGUUUGUGGGAUCUCAGAUGCCCGAUGUGGGAUAAACGUGGCCAUAGCAGCAAAACCACCAAAUGCUAACCACUAGAGCACCAGGGAACCACAUAGACUAUUUCUUAGAUUCUCCAUAUAAGUGAUAUUAUGUAUCUGUCUUUUCUGCCAGACUUACUUCACUUAGUAUGAUCGCCUCUAGAUCCAUAUAUGUUACUACAAAAGGCAUUUUUACAUUCUUUUUAUGGCUGAGUCAUAUUCCAUUGUUUGUAUGUACCACAUUGUCUUUAUCCCUUCAUCUGUUGAUGGACAUUUAGGUUGCUUGCAUGUCUUGCCUAUUGUAAAUAGUGCUGCUAUGAACAUGGGGCGCAUGUAUCUUUUUGAACUGGAACUUUUUCUUUUCCAAAUAUAUGCCCUGAAGUGGGGUCAUUGGAUCACAUGAUAGCUCUAUUUUUAGUUUUUAAGGAACUUCUUUACUGUUUUCCAUAAUGGCCACACCAAUUUAUAUUCCCAGCAACAGUGUAGGAGGCUUGCCUUUUCUCCACAUCGUCUCCAAUAUUGAUUGUCUGUCGAUUUUUACUUGAUGGCCCUUGUGAUUGGUAGGGGGUGAUCUCUUAUUGUAGUUUUGAUUAGCAUACACAGAGGAUGAGAUGGCUGGAUGGCAUCACUGACUCAAUGGAGAUGAGUUUGAGUGGACUCGGGAGUUGGUGAUGGACAGGGAGGCCUGGUGUGCUGUGGUCCAUGGGAUCGUGAAGAGUCAGACACGACUGAGCGCCUGAACUGAACUGAAUGAAUAAUUAGCAGUGUUCAGCCUCUUUGCAUGUGCUGGCUAGCCAGCUGUGUAUCUUCCCUGAAGGAUGGUCUGUGUGGAACUUCAGGCAGCGGCUUCUUGACGACAGUGGUGGUGGUGGUGGCGGCAGCGGUGACGACGACUCAGGGGACGGAGCAUCUGACACGUAUCCAGGCGCCCUUUGAGUUCAGGCUGCACCGAGACCAGCGACGUUCCCGUGAAAUUCCCAGUGUUGUGUAGGAACAGAGAUUGAUUUGGGAAAAAGAGAAAGAAAGAUGAAGCAGAAGGCAUCAACAGGUCAAGGAACUAUGCGGUGUGUCAAGGAGAUCAACCAGCCUGGGGUCAACAGACAAGGCCUCUCUGACCCUCAGUUUCCUCCUCAGUUGGGGAUGAAGCAGAACAAGAUAUUCUAGGACCAUCUGCCUCUUUCCACAUUGUGUUCUACAGACUUUAGUUCAAUAAAUAUGAACUGAUUGA